AAAACAAAAUAAAAAGAAAAAAAAUAUGAAAAAUUUUAAAAAUUUUAAGCAAAUUAAUUAGUGCUUCAUUAGAUGCCGCGUAGUGUUAAGCAGUAUUUAUCGUUAGAACCCUAAUAAAAGUUUAUUCAAACUCGUAUAAAUCAUGCUGUGAUCGUUAAUGCAAAACAAAUUAAUAACAAAGAAAAUAAAAAGAUAAGUUAAAUUGUGCGCAUAAUUAAAUAAAGCAUAAUCGUUUCGGAAAAUCAGCAAGAAGUUACGGGAAGAGAGACAGAGAGAAAGAGAGAGAGAGUGUUUGGCUGUGUGUGUGAUACGCUUGGCGAUAUUGUGUGCAAUUAAGAUUGAGAAUUCCAAUGCCUUCAUGGUGUGUGCAUAAAAAAGCAACAAAAUUAAGUACAACAGCUUUAUAAACAAUUAAUAAAAAUACUUCUCACCAACAUACCAUACAUACAUAUUAAUAAAAUAUAUAGCUUAAACAAUUAAAAUAAAGUAGUACAUAAAAAACAUAUAUUAUCGAAUUAUUCUAAACAAUCGAAGGAGAAAAAUUAUCGAUUAUUUUUUUUUGCAAAUGUACAACAUUUGUCAUAGAAAUAAGUUGAAGCACUUUGCGCCGUCAUGAGCAUAGAUGUCACCGCUACUCAUGAUGUCGCCGAAACUUCCAACACAGAUGAUCCAGUCUCCAGCUGUGAGAUCACAGAUGUCGAUACGACCAGUUUUGAAAUUGAAGAGAGUGAGGAUGAGGCCACCAUUACGGACAUGCUGGUCGAUGAUGUGGCCACCGCCCCGCCACUGAUCAUAGAAAUGGCCGAUACGCUGUGCAACAAUGUGGGCACGCGUAGCAGUAGAAGCAGCAGCAACAGCAGCAACAAGAGCAGCACCAGUCAUAGCAACAGCAGCACCUACAGUAUUGGCAAUAUACCGUGCGAUGCUAAUGCGAAUGUAUCAAGUGAUCUCAAUAAGAAUGAAUUUAUAGCUGUUGUUACUAUAAAUUCGCUUAAUCCAUUAACAACCAGCCAUGCGGAUGAAACACAAGCAGUUGCCGACCAGCCGCACCAGCAACAGCGAUUAAAGCAACAACAUACUCACAAUACGCCAGCAGUUUUAAUUCGACAAGAUACUGAGGAGACUAAUAGUGGUUCGAAAUCUUCCACUGCAUCGCACACCACUUCAUCAACACCUACAACCGCAGAUGUCGCUAAUGUUACGAUGGAUGGUUGUGCUUAUAAUUUGUCGAAGAAACAACAGUUUAGUAAUGCCACAAAUGCUUUGCCAGCAGCUACACAAGCACAAUUGAAAAUGAUCGUCGCUUCGAUCGCUAAUGCACAACAACAACAACAACAACAACAGCUUUUGAUAGAUGGCACAAAUACAACUUCCAUAUCUGAAGACAAUAUCUCGUUUUCCAUCGCCACAACAACCACAACAACCAUUACUGAUUUAGACGCUGACAAUAUUUGCACCGCCAGUCCAGACGCAGCCAAGUUGGCGUUGACCAAACGUGCACUACAAAAUCAGUUAGCUAAUAAUAAUUAUAGCCAGAAUCGGCCAUCGUCGUCGAAUGUCGUUACCAUUGUUGGUGGUGGUGGUGCCGUUGAUGAUGAGGACGAUGAUCCGACUGGCUUGUCUUAUGUAACCAGUGGUAACGACUUGCCAUUGCCGUCGGUGCGUACGGUGAAGACGGAGUGGCGUUGGGUGAAUUGGGUACGAUGGAUGUGCCUGCACUUUAAGAGUUCCGGUAUCGGCGAGCCCAGUGUGUAUCAUGCCUUGGUUGUAAUAUUUUUAGAAUUCUUUGCUUGGGGUCUCUUAACGAUGCCAGUAAUAUCGACCCUCAAUCAAACAUUUCCCGAUCACACGUUCCUCAUGAACGGUCUGGUCAUGGGCAUUAAAGGCAUAUUGUCCUUUUUGAGCGCACCACUAGUCGGUGCACUCUCCGAUAUAUGGGGACGUAAAUUUUUCCUACUCAUCACAGUAUUUUUUACGUGUGCACCAAUACCGCUAAUGGCCAUCAAUUCAUGGUGGUUUUUCGCAAUGAUCUCGAUAAGUGGUGCACUGGCAGUUACUUUUUCAGUAGUAUUUGCUUAUGUGGCUGAUGUCACUACCGUUGAGGAGAGGUCGCGUGCGUAUGGCUUAGUUUCAGCUACGUUCGCCGCCAGUCUGGUGAUUUCACCCGCACUUGGCGCUUUGCUAAUGGAAACGUAUGGUGAUACAUUAGUGGCAGCGCUUGCGACCGCCAUAGCGGUUCUUGACGUUUUCUUUAUAUUAGUUGCCGUGCCCGAAAGCUUGCCGGAGAAAAUACGUCCUUCAUCAUGGGGUGCGCCAAUUAGCUGGGAGCAGGCUGAUCCCUUUUCUGCCUUACGUAAGGUGGGCUCCGAUCAGACCAUACUUAUGCAAUGUGUUGCUGUGCUUUUGUCAUAUCUGCCCGAGGCGGGACAAUAUUCAUGUAUAUUUGUUUAUUUAAAAUUAAAAAUGGGCUUCAAUUCAAUGGAGGUGGCAGUUUUCAUAGCUGUUGUUGGUACGUUAAGCAUAUCCGUGCAAGUGACUUUGGGUUACCUAAUGCGGGUCUUUGGUGCAAAGAAUACUAUUAUUUUAGGUUUAGUGCUAGAAAUGUUACAGUUAUUGUGGUAUGGCUUGGGCAGCAAGUCUUGGAUGAUGUGGGCAGCUGGCAUAUUGGCUGCACUUGGUUCGAUAACUUAUCCAGCGAUAAGCGCUUUUGUUUCAAUUCAUUCUCAUCCCGAUAGGCAAGGAGCCGUUCAAGGAAUGGUAACUGGCAUGCGUGGUUUAUGCAAUGGAUUGGGACCAGCACUAUUUGGUGUAAUUUUCUAUCUAUUCAAUGUGGAUUUGAAUGAUGACAUAAUGGGAAAACCUGAUGAUUCAGUACAAAAUGAAAAUAAUAAAUACACAGAGCUGAUACCAGGUCCACCCUUCGCAAUUGGCGCGCUUAUGGUAAUAUUGGCAAUCUUGGUUGCCAUCUACAUUCCAGAUAAACAUAAUGAGAUUAUUGUGAAUCGAUCUUCAAGUGAAAAGAAGCGUGCCUCUGUGGAUGUGCAGUACGAAAUUGAAUGUGGCAACAAGUCGACGAGUCCACUAGCACCGCUAAUGCGAUCCGACUCAAUGGCACAAUUGUAGUUUUUAGUAAAUUAAAACCAAAAAAAUAUACACAUACUAUAAAAAAGGACAUAUUUGUUUUCGUAUUUUUUGAUGAAUUUGUGAAAAGCAGUGCGGAAAGGCGAAAGGCAAAAGAAAGAAAUGAUAAAAAAAUAACAAACUUUAA
Messenger RNA from Ceratitis capitata (Mediterranean fruit fly), 3268 nucleotides. Its product is annotated as hippocampus abundant transcript 1 protein. Bases 613 to 3123 code for a protein of 836 amino acids. Gene Ontology annotation, cellular component: membrane. Gene Ontology annotation, molecular function: transmembrane transporter activity. NCBI's taxonomy places the organism in Eukaryota, Metazoa, Arthropoda, Insecta, Diptera, Tephritidae. Gene Ontology annotation, biological process: transmembrane transport. The transcript has 9 exons. The record is from RefSeq and is a predicted model, not a curated record.